AGACAACCAGUUUAGAAUGUCGAUCCUGGAACGCUUGGAGCAGAUGGAGCGGAGAAUGGCGGAGAUGACCGGAUCCCAACAGCACAAACAAAGCGUGGGAGGAGGCAAUGGAGGCGGAGCCAACAGUGGGGGGAGCCAAGCACAAUGUGCCACCGGUGCGGGAUCUAUAGGAAGCUGCUUUGAGAGUCGGGUAGUGGUGGUGUGUGAGAAGAUGAUGAGCAAAGCAUGCUGGGCAAAAUCGAAGCACCUGAUCCAUUCCAAGACCUUUCGAGGAAUGACGUUGCUCCACCUUGCUGCUGCACAAGGCUACGCCGCCCUCAUCCAGACCCUUAUCAAAUGGAGGACAAAGCAUGCUGAUAGCAUUGACCUGGAAUUAGAGGUGGAUCCUUUAAAUGUUGAUCAUUUUUCAUGUACUCCUCUGAUGUGGGCCUGCGCUUUGGGUCAUACCGAGGCUGCCGUAGUGCUGUAUAAAUGGGAUCGGCGGGCUCUCUCCAUUCCUGACUCUCUUGGUCGGCUCCCUCUAUCUAUCGCACGUUCCCGGGGACAUGUGAAGCUGGCAGAAUGUCUGGAACAACUACAGAGGGAGGAGCAAUCCCAGCUGGGGCACAACCCCCAGGUUCAGUGCUCUCCUACCCCGGAUGCCAAUGCAGAUAGCUGGCUAAGCCAAUGGCAGAGUGGGGCAAUCAGUGCUCAAGAGUCUCAGAAGGGAGUCACAGUUAUAUCAAAUAUCAACACAGAAUUAAGAAGACCAAGGUCCGAGCCCUCCAACUACUACAGUAGUGAGAACCCAAAAGAUUACCCUGCUGCUAAAAAACACAAAUUAAACCCUGAGUAUUUUCAGGCCCGACAGGAGAAGAUGAUUGCGACAGCUCUGAGCCUGGAGCAGCCAUCUUCCAGAAAGCAGAGCUCCGGAACCAAGCAGCCUUUGUUAGACACCGCUCACAGUGAGGAAAUGCGCCACUUCGCCAGGGAACUGCCGCAGCGCACCGCAAGAUGCCUCUGUCUACAGAGCUCCAAAGUGGAACCCCAAAGACCUGUACCUGGGGGUUUCUGCGGCACAGGUAACGGGAAGUGCAAAGGUCACAGGGCACGGGAAGGACACUAUGAGCCAUAGGCUGCGUCGGAGCGAGCAGAUGAACGUUUUGAUGAUGUCAGAGCGAGAAAUGGUAGACGCUGACCUCCUAGCCUACAGGGAGAACAUGGAGAACGAAGACUGCUUGCAACAUAUGGAUGACCUACAGGUCAACAUGAUGAAUUUGGCAGAACAGAUCAUUGAAGCAACUCCUGACCGCAUCAAGCGGGAGAAUUUUGUACCCAUGGAGUCCCCAUUGGUGGAGAGGGCAGACCCUGCUGCUUUUAGUACUACCAUGAGCUGGCUGGCCAGUUACCUCGCUGAUGUUGAUCACUUACCCAGUGCUGCACAGAUACGGUCGCUCUACAGCGAACCGCUGACACCUUCUUCGAACACCAGCUUAAGCCCUGCCUGCUCCCCUGUGAGUGAAACCACCUUUGAGAAACCCAGUCUGCCAACUGCUGCCGAUUGGUCGGAAUUCCUGAGCGCAUCCACCAAUGAGAAGGUUGAGAAUGAAUUUGCCCAGCUGACCCUCUCGGAUCACGAACAGAGAGAACUCUAUGAAGCUGCUAAACUUGUCCAGACCGUGUUCCGAAAAUACAAGGGUCGUCCAUUGAGAGAACAACAGGACGUGGCUGCCGCCGUCAUUCAACGCUGCUACAGAAAGUACAAACAGCUUACAUGGAUAGCCUUGAAGUAUGCACUUUAUAAAAAGAUGACACAAGCUGCAAUCCUCAUCCAGAGCAAGUUCAGAAGCUACUAUGAGCAGAAGAAAUUUCAGCAGAGCCGGCGUGCCGCGGUGCUCAUCCAGCAGUACUACCGAAGCUACAAAGAGUGCGGCCGGAUUCGGCAAAAGCGCCGGACAACUUCUCUCGUUCAACAGAAACUGAGAAGCAGUCUUCUGACGAAGAAACAGGAUCAAGCUGCUCGGAAGAUCAUGAGGUUUUUACGUCGCUGCCGUCACAGCCCUCUGGUGGACCAUAGACUGUUCAAAAGGG
Molecule: messenger RNA, 2070 nt
Organism: Staurois parvus
Lineage: Eukaryota; Metazoa; Chordata; Amphibia; Anura; Ranidae
Source: the annotation of a GenBank genome assembly